AUGCCACGAAGCCGUAGAGCCAGAAGAUGUAAGGCCUUAGAGCCAACGCCUCGAUUCUCCAUCCUCGCCUUCCUCCGCGACGCACGUCAACCAAACACAAAACCACCACCUUCAUACCACACCAUCAAUAAAUCAUGCGACACACAACUGUCCUUAGAUGACGAAUGCAGGCCUCUUCUUCUCCACGACGAGGAAAAUGAUCUCGGAUUCUGGGGCGAACCGUGCUUCCCUCCAGACGAUGAUAGUUCUGUCUGGUCUGUUCAUGAUGUUCUCGGUGCUGUCAUAUGGGGUGCCGGAACAAUGAUAGGAAAUAGCAUUGGGGAGUGGUAUGUCACCGGCGUGAGCGCGGCCAAGGUAGAAUUGCAGCCGAAACACAUGGCCCACUUUUGCCUCCAGAAUCAGAACCGCGAUGCGCCUAGUCCAAGGACAUGGCGCUACAUCCCGGUGCAUUGGAUUGAUGACUGUCGUGCAGAGGUGCUUUCACUGGAGGUCGCACCUGAAGAAGAGUGGAAGCUCAUGUACAGCGAUGAAGUCUUGAUUGAUUUUGAUCAUGACAUUGAUAGAAUGUUGGUUGGCGCAGGCGAUGAUGCGAAUGAUAGUGUACGAGAUAGACUCUCUUAA
Messenger RNA from Aaosphaeria arxii CBS 175.79, 621 nucleotides. RefSeq lists its product as uncharacterized. The coding region runs from base 1 to 621 and encodes 206 amino acids. The transcript is spliced from 3 exons. Lineage: Eukaryota; Fungi; Ascomycota; Dothideomycetes; Pleosporales. The record is from RefSeq and is a predicted model, not a curated record.